Messenger RNA from Hypoxylon trugodes, 1258 nucleotides. RefSeq lists its product as uncharacterized. Lineage: Eukaryota; Fungi; Ascomycota; Sordariomycetes; Xylariales; Hypoxylaceae. Bases 300 to 1067 code for a protein of 255 amino acids. The record is from RefSeq and is a predicted model, not a curated record. The transcript has a single exon.
CAACUAUGUAUUCGUCAAAUCUAGGGAUACAUGACCGUUGCUGGUCCAAUAAUUGACGUCGACAAGAGUGGAGGGACCUUGUUGGCCUAUUUGAGAACCCGGUAGGUCAGACGCAUAAUAGUCACGUCGGCGCGUUAAAUGUAAGGUCGGACUUCUUUUUCUUCUACUUUCUCUUCGUUUUUUCCGUAGGGUUGCUUUACUAGACCGGAAAGCUCAUAUCACAUCCCUUGACCUCACAUCUCUACUAGCAAAAGAAGGUAGAGAAAUUAUUCGGAGCGAUUGUGAAAGAAGCGGUCACAAUGACACCCUCACCGCUAAUGCGUGUACCCGCAGAGGUGCGAAUGAUCAUCUAUUCCUACCUCUUCGACGACGGCGGGAACAAGCGAUUGCGAAUCCAGAACGCCGGAGCCGGCAAGUUGCCGAAGACAGACGAUAGAAUCCGAACCCGUUACUAUAUGCUAGAGAGGUCAAUUCACCGCCGCUGCUUCGAGACGACGUACCGACUCGAGUCGGAUGGCGUCAGCUUCUGCGCCUCUAUAAUGCGCGUUAACAAGAAGAUAUACGAAGAAACAGCGUACUUGGUUUAUGGCGGACAUACUUUCGACUUCGGGUGUCACAUCGAAGCCGUCGAGCCCUUCCUUUCGGACUUAACGCCGCCGAGCCGCCAGCUCAUCCGGGAGAUCGCGUUGUACAAGCGAGGCUCAGUUCCACCUUACGAUAACGACCGCUGCGAAUGGCGGAACGUAUGUCGUUUUCUAGAAGACCAUGGGUCUAUCAAGAAGCUCCGACUAGUGGUGCAGGGCGGUCGGCCUAGUGCGACUUGGGAUGGCCCUGAGGAGUUUACAGCAUCUGACCUUAAGCUCCUGUACGAUAUCAAACACGAGAGUCUGGAUUGGGUCGGCGAAUUGGCUCGAGUAAAGGGAAUUGAGGAGUUGGAGAUCCUGCCGGAUGUUCAGUAUUGCCCGCCGCCGUCUUCGACCAACAUGAUCAUAUUCGCGGCGCUUUCGGCGUCCAUUGAGAGGGGCUUGACUGAGUUCCUUAGGAUGCAGUUACGUUUACCGCGAUAAGAACGCUCUUCUCCAGGACUAUUAUUAUAUUCACAUUUCAAGCCGGUAUGGUAUAGGGGAGCGACUCAAUCCCAUUAAAGUGGGCUUGACAUUGUAUGAAUGAAUGAAUUUGUUCAAUGUUGGCAUUGCGUCUAGAUGUAAUCAUCUACAACGUGAUCGCCUGGCUUAGGCUUGACUUCGCCAUCCGUCGG